AUGGAGCAAAUACUCUUGCUGCUUUUUUACCUGGCUUUGCCUACCAUAUUGCUCACGGUCGUGAGACAUGCCCUGUCUCUUCUACGGAAGAAGCCAAACUCGGUGGCACAGUUCCCCGGUCCAAAGCAGUACCCUAUCGUCGGCCGCAUACAUGACCUUCCUCGCUUCUCGCUCUGGCUCAAGUUCAAGGAGUGGGCCGACACCCACGGCCCGAUAUACCAGACCAGGGCUGUGGACAACAUCUUUGUCAUCAUAUCCGACGAGAAGAUCGCCGAGGAGCUGCUGGUCAAGCGCGGCCAUAUAUACUCUGGCCGACCGCAGAUCCGUGCUCUGAUCGCACACAAGGAGGGCCCCAUGUACGUGGCUCUCAUGGACCGUCAUGACACGUGGAGCCAGCAGCGAAAGUGGGUGCACGCCGCCAUGGCCGAGGCCUACAAGCACCGGUUCUACGGGCACGUCGAGACCGAAACGAAACGCUACCUGGCCAUGCUCCUGCUCGACCCUGGGCGCUUCCUCUGCCACACGCGGGAGCAUUGCGGGCGGGUCAUGAGCCGGCUGGCGUGGGACGAGGCGCAGCAGGGCGGCGAGAACGGGCGCAGCGCCGACGAGACGCUGCACUGCAUGUCGGUGUCGGGCCCCAUCGUCAACACAGUGUCGCCGCUGUGGCGGCUGCCGUGGGCGCUGAACCCGUGGUGGCGCAACGAGGUGCGGCGCGAGUCGGCCCAGCGCGCCUGGUGGGCGGGCAACUACCACGUCGCGCGCCGGCGGUUCCUCGAGGGGGAUCUGCCGCGCGACACCUGGGCGCACCGGUACUUUGAGCAGCUGGCGCGGGGCGGGAAUGAGGCCUUGGAGCAGAGCCCCGAGCAGGUGGAUUUCGCGAGCUGCAUGCUGGGCUUCUUCAGCCUCGUCGGCGCGGUCACCAUCUCCGGCCCGCUCAAGUUCUUCCUGAUGGCCAUGGCGCUGCAUCCCGAGUGGCAGCGCAGGGCGAGGGAGGAGGUCGACCAGGUGUGCGGUCAUCGCAUGCCCACCGUGGAUGACUUUGCGGCGCUGCCGACGGUCAGGGCCGUUUUGAAGGAGACGGUUCGUUGGCGAUCGAGCGUGCCGCUUGGUGUGCCGCAUCAAGCCGAACAAGACGAUGUUUUCCGAGGAGUGUCAAUUAAAAAGGGAACCAUUGUCCUGGCGUGCGAAUGGAACCUCAACCGCGUGCCGGAAAAGUACCCCGACGGCGACAGCUUCAGACCGGAGCGGUGGCUAGAGCCCGGGUGGCCGACGUUCCAAGAGCCGCUGAGCAAGUAUCCCAACUUCCGCAACGGGCACGGCAUGCACACGUUCGGUUGGGGCCGGCGGACGUGCCUGGGCCAGAGCAUCGUCGACGACGAGAUGUUUGUGUUCGCCGCCGCCGUGCUGUGGGGGUUCGACCUGUCGCAGAAGCUGGACCGGCGCACAGGCGAGCCCGUGCCCAUCGACACGCAGGCCACCAACAGUCACGUCAUCCUGGAGCCGUUGCCGUUUGAGAUGACUUUUCGGCCGAGGAGCGAGGCUAGGGCCGCAGGGAUUUUGAAGGGGUAUGCGGAGGUCAGCUCCGGGUUGCGGGUUGUUGACUGA
This is a messenger RNA of Pyricularia pennisetigena, 1605 nucleotides long. RefSeq lists its product as uncharacterized. The record is from RefSeq and is a predicted model, not a curated record. The coding region runs from base 1 to 1605 and encodes 534 amino acids. Lineage: Eukaryota; Fungi; Ascomycota; Sordariomycetes; Magnaporthales; Pyriculariaceae. Gene Ontology annotation, molecular function: oxidoreductase activity, acting on paired donors, with incorporation or reduction of molecular oxygen; heme binding; iron ion binding. The transcript has 4 exons.